CUCACCAUGGCACUCAACCUCUUCACCCGCCUGUUCAGGCUACCUGCCGCAGCGCGUCCCAACUUCUCGGCCCUCAGCACCACUCUUCACACACCGAUCGCCCCUUCACCACGCGCCUUCAGCACGUCGUCACCAUUUUCGGCUACAUACAACCAAGUCAUGCGCGGCUGCCGUGUCGCUCAAAGAGCACGUAAACCUACCUCGCCGCAACUGAAAGACAGACCUGAGAUGAAGGGUGUGUGCGUGCGUGUGGGUAUCACCAAGCCCAAGAAGCCCAACUCGGGAGAGCGCAAGGUUGCAAGAGUCAGAUUAAGUAACGGCAGAGUCGUUACUGCUUACAUCCCUGGUGAAGGACGAAAGAAUGAAUUGAGCGUGGCAGAUGAAGAAGUGGAGACGCAGGAUAUCAUGGCUAACCACUCUGUUGUCUUGGUCCGUGGUGGUCGUUCGCAGGAUUGUCCUGGUGUCAAAUACCAUCUUGUCAGAGGUGCUUUGGAUCUGGGUGGUGUUGGUAACAGAAUCACCUCGCGAUCGAAGUAUGGUACCAAGAAGCCCAAGGCUGCCUAA
Molecule: messenger RNA, 564 nt
Organism: Aureobasidium vineae
Lineage: Eukaryota; Fungi; Ascomycota; Dothideomycetes; Dothideales; Saccotheciaceae
Source: the annotation of a GenBank genome assembly